AUGGACGGUGGUUCUUUUUAUACACGGGCAGUUGCCAGUUAUGUUCGCACUGGCGAAGGCAACCUCAUCCGAUCGUUCGGUCAUGAUAACGUCCGCUUGCAAGAGGCGUGGUUCAAGUUAAAACCCAUCUUCGCGACGCAGGAGCCAAGCUCGUGGCAUGUGCUAUCUUCCGUAUGGGAGGAUGGAGUGCAAAUCUCGGUCUAUGAGCUGCAGCGGCCGCAGGGGGUGUUCGGUGUGGUGGUACGCGACCUCUCCGCAGAUCUCAAGUCGGACGAAGUAUUUGCUCGAUUACUGCUCAACCACCUGAGUCAGUAUGGCGAUGAGCUGGCGAAGGCGGUCUGUUGCAAUGGGGAGCCUCUUGCGGACCGCCUGGUCGAGGUGUUUGAGCAAGAACUGCUAUUUCAGCCCCCCAGUUCGCAAUGGGACACGGUUGGUAGGGCCGCGAUGCGCGAGACAAUAUCGUUUUUCACAUCCCGAAAGCUCCCAGUCGUGAUGUGUCUGCCUGCUUUCCCCUGCAAGUCGUCGAACCUCAACAAGGUGGGCGGCGUGGGUCCGGAUCGAGGGGAGGAGCUGGCGCUGCGUUGGCUUCACGAGGUGCUGGGUCGUAUGCAGGAUAUCUACGUCCCCGGGGCAUAUCUCUGCAUCAUCAGCGAUGGCCAUGUCUUCAGCGACUGCAUCGGCGUCGACGACACCCAGGUGGACCAGUACGGCGCACAACUGCACAACCUGAACCGCGCCAUCGGCGAUAGUGACUCCCAACGCAUCAGCUUCCUAUCGCUGCCCGACCUCCUCGAAGGCGGACAGACGGGCCACGACCUCCCCCUCUUAGCCUUGCAGCACCACAUCCCCACCGACCUGACAGGUGAAUCCGAACUCUGCCGACAGAUGUUGCUGCACAUGUGCGGCUCCAACCCGAACAGCCUCCGCAACCAUAUUCUGACGCAGGACGCAAGCGUGCUGGCGCUCUACCGGGGGUUUGCACGCUUCAUGCUCGAAGAUCUCGAGGAGCACGCGGCGGCACGGGGGCUCUCUCGCUCGCAGCGCAAAAAGUUGGCCGAGAAGCUGGCCUUCGAGAUGAUCCUGCGCAACCAGGCGUACUCGAACCUGACGGAGCUGUUUCUGCCGCAUUUCCUGAGAUUGUCCAUCCACGCCCACGCCAACAGCGGGCCCAAGUUUGGGAUCUGCCUUUUCAACCGCGCCACGACCCGCCUCGUAAGCAGCGUAAACGAGCUCGCCGGCGGCGGCAUCGGGAGCUUUGGCGACGAUGCCUCCCCGCACCUGCUCCACAUCCCCACCCCCUGGCAUAACUGCGUGUUGCGGAUCGCGGGGCACCAGGGUUUCUUCGUGGCGAAAGCCAAGGUCGUCCGGAAGGCCCUGGCUAGCGGUCAGGUGCGCGGGCAUUGGGUCCCGGCCGGUGUGGCGGCGGAUUGCGGGGCCGCCGAUACCUUCGGCAUCGUGCCCUCGGUGACAGGGACGACGAUAGCGACAACGGAGCCGCGACGCAGCGUCUGGUGGGGUUGGACCUAUCUGCGCAGGCUGCGGCGGUACAUCGACUUUCAGCGUAAAGCUGCUGGGGUUUCCUGA
Molecule: messenger RNA, 1584 nt
Organism: Aspergillus uvarum CBS 121591
Lineage: Eukaryota; Fungi; Ascomycota; Eurotiomycetes; Eurotiales; Aspergillaceae
Product: isocyanide synthase family protein
Exons: 3
Coding region: 1-1584 (527 amino acids)
Source: RefSeq, a predicted model, not a curated record